AUGUCCACCGCAAAAAACUCAUCGUCGGAGCACUGGCAUUACUCUCAACUCCAAGACGACAACUUCGAGUUUCACGGCAGGGCCAUCUUCUUCCUCCUCCUGCUCUUCUCCAUCUUACUCCUCAUCAUACUUCUAUUCUUCUACGCCCGUUGGUUCUGCCGCUACUUACCCAUCACACGCGCCGCAGCAAACGAAGCUCACGCGCCGCCGCCACAUGGGGUUGAUGAUAAAGUGUAUCUAAGCUUGCCAGUUGUGUUGUACGGGGUGUUAAAGAAGGAAAUAAGUGUAGUGGAGUGUUGUAUAUGUAUAGGCGUGUUUGAGGAGCAAGACAAGGUUAAAGUGCUCCCUGUUUGUGGUCAUUAUUUUCACUCAGAGUGUGUGGAUAGAUGGCUUUCCACUCAGUCGAGUUGUCCGAUUUGUCGAGCUCAUCUCCGAGUUGACUCACCUGUUUGA
Daucus carota subsp. sativus is the source of this 453-nucleotide messenger RNA. RefSeq names its product RING-H2 finger protein ATL66. Bases 1 to 453 code for a protein of 150 amino acids. Lineage: Eukaryota; Viridiplantae; Streptophyta; Magnoliopsida; Apiales; Apiaceae. The transcript has a single exon. The record is from RefSeq and is a predicted model, not a curated record.